AUGCUGCAGUCCCUGGCCGGCAGCUCGUGCGUGCGCCUGGUGGAGCGGCACCGCUCGGCCUGGUGCUUCGGCUUCCUGGUGCUGGGCUACCUGCUCUACCUGGUGUUCGGCGCCGUGGUCUUCUCGUCCGUGGAGCUGCCCUAUGAGGACCUGCUGCGCCAGGAACUGCGCAAACUGAAGCGGCGCUUCCUGGAGGAGCACGAGUGCCUGUCGGAGCCGCAGCUGGAGCAGUUCCUGGGCCGCGUGCUGGAGGCCAGCAAUUAUGGAGUGUCGGUGCUCAGCAACGCCUCGGGGAAUUGGAACUGGGACUUCACCUCGGCGCUCUUCUUCGCCAGCACAGUGCUCUCCACCACAGGCUAUGGCCACACGGUGCCCUUGUCAGAUGGGGGCAAGGCCUUCUGCAUCAUCUACUCUGUCAUCGGCAUCCCAUUCACCCUCCUCUUCCUGACAGCCGUGGUCCAGCGUGUCACUGUGCAUGUCACCCGCAGACCGGUCCUCUACUUCCACAUACGCUGGGGCUUCUCCAAGCAGGUGGUGGCCAUUGUCCACGCUGUUCUGCUGGGAUUCGUCACCGUGUCCUGCUUUUUCUUCAUCCCAGCUGCUGUGUUCUCUGUGCUAGAAGAUGACUGGAACUUCCUGGAAUCUUUUUAUUUCUGUUUCAUCUCCCUGAGCACCAUUGGUCUGGGGGACUACGUUCCAGGGGAAGGCUACAACCAGAAGUUCCGGGAGCUCUACAAGAUCGGGAUCACGUGUUACCUGCUCCUCGGACUCAUCGCCAUGUUGGUCGUCCUGGAGACCUUCUGUGAACUCCACGAGCUGAAGAAAUUCAGGAAAAUGUUCUACGUGAAGAAAGACAAGGAUGAAGACCAAGUUCACAUCAUGGAGCACGACCAGCUGUCCUUCUCCUCCAUCACUGAGCAGGUGGCCGGCCUGAAGGAGGAGCAGAAGCAAAACGAGCCUUUUGUGGCCUCCCCGUCAACUCCCUAUGAGGAUGGCUCUGCAAACCACUGA
Messenger RNA from Grammomys surdaster, 1011 nucleotides. RefSeq names its product potassium two pore domain channel subfamily K member 1 (gene Kcnk1). Gene Ontology annotation, biological process: potassium ion transmembrane transport; stabilization of membrane potential. The transcript has 3 exons. Gene Ontology annotation, molecular function: potassium ion leak channel activity. The coding region runs from base 1 to 1011 and encodes 336 amino acids. Gene Ontology annotation, cellular component: membrane. The record is from RefSeq and is a predicted model, not a curated record. NCBI's taxonomy places the organism in Eukaryota, Metazoa, Chordata, Mammalia, Rodentia, Muridae.